AUGUCGGCUAUCGGAGCUCUGCGCGAACUGGAGAAGGAUAAGAAACGACCCAACAAUGCUGGACUCGUGAAUCUAUUCAUGAACCUGCCGACCCGCAUUCGUCAAUCGGGCCCCGUGAAAGGCGGCAUCAACUUUGCGAUCAAGAGCUGGAAGACUUCUGGCCGGUGGUUGUGGGUCCUUUCGACGACGUUGCUAGUGACGCUAGUGCCCCUCAGCAUCGAAAUGCUGCGUGAGGAGCAGACGAAUGAAGUGGUAAAGGAGCUCGUGAGCAAGGGCUUUAGUUACAACCAGAUCCAAGGAAUGGGCUAUAUGGUGUCGCAGCCGGACAGUACUCUCGCAGCGCCAGCUGGAGCUGUGAAGCAGGGCGUAGCGGCAUCGUCUUUCAGUCGUGCAGUGCGUCGCAUGCUGUACAUUCUGCAGUUUUACAACGUUUUUUCACAGAGCCCGACGACAUUGGAACUUGGAAUUGUCAUGUGCCCGUGA
Molecule: messenger RNA, 483 nt
Organism: Peronospora matthiolae
Lineage: Eukaryota; Oomycota; Peronosporomycetes; Peronosporales; Peronosporaceae
Source: the annotation of a GenBank genome assembly